GGCAGGAUUUCCGCUUUGCAUAUUUGCGGGCUGCCAAGAAUGUUUCGCGAGAUCUUGUAAAGAAGCACGGGAAGCAAGCUAGGAGAUGGCCAGCACGGUUCAUGGAUCAAUGGGAGAGGAAGGCAGGACAACUGUUGGAGGGGAGGCAUGGCGAGUUCAUUGAGUUUGGUGAAUGAGCUUGCUUAAUGCCUGUCAAUCUCCUAAUGAGUGAGCGCGGAGAGAAUGAUGAUAUUGACGUACCUGCCAUAGGAACACGCCAGAACGGUUAUUUGCUCCCCUUUGACGAUGAGUACUUCGACGCUUAGCAAUCAUCUGCUCGCAGCAUGUUUUAGGGUUAGCGAGGGGUAAAGGCCCCCAAUAUUAGCUCUCGGCUCGAACUAUCUAAUCGAUCCCUGCUCUUCGCAACUUCGUACCGUAUCCCUGCGUUACGAUCUCAGAAACUACUCGAUGCCACCAGACGCUACAGCCAUUGACGCCUCCCCCAUUUCAACAGGGACCUUGGACACUGGCUUCAUGCGAUACCCACCUCUUUCACGAGACGGUGACAGCUUCCGACUUUUGCGCGUGCUGCCUAGCUUGAUGAGCAAUUCUCCAUUGCAAUGCGAAGUAUACGCAGCUUGCAUUUCCCGCGAGGAAGGUCAAUAUGUCGCUGGCUCGUACGUUUGGGGUCCUCCGGAGCCGACGAAGUCCAUCCUACUGGACGGGACGCCUUUUUCAGUACGCGAAAACCUCUCUCAUUUCCUUAGAGCCUUCCGCAGUCGAUACCGAUCUCAGGUUAUAUGGCUGGAUGCCAUAUGCAUUAACCAAGAUGAUGUUCAAGAACGGAGCCACCAGGUUCAAGGGAUGAAGCGCAUAUACUCUGGCGCCAAGUGCGUCUACUGUUGGCUCGGCCCUAACCUUCCAUUGCCUCACACAAACGCCUUUGAUCUACACCAUAUGAAAGAUAUCGUCCACUGGCGUAGCAGAGGUGCACGCCAACAUAUACGAAGGAGAGAGCAAGCUGAAUACAUAGUACAAGCGGAGUACUGGGAAAGACUAUGGAUCGUGCAAGAAUUUCUCUUAGCAAAGCAUAUUGUAGUGUUCGCGGGAAGCCAUAGACUCUCUUAUCGCAUGUUUGAAAGCAUCGUACUCUCCUGGCCCUUUCAUAGCACGCCGGAGUCGCUGAAUGAGACCAAAACGUUCAGUCUCAUACGUCUACGCAGGGAAACCGCUCGACGAUCUUUUGAAUCAUUAUUUGCGGAAUUUGGCAUGUUGCCAUGUUCAGUCUCUCUGGAUGGCGUGUUUGCUUUACUCGGCCUUGUUGGGAGCCGGGAAAAGGAUCUCGAGCUUUGCAAUUUGAUCGAUUACAGCCUUAGCGUAUGGCAACUUCUGCAGUGCAUACUGGACAGCGAAGUAUUGUGGGAGCCAUUCAAGUUUACCGAAUGCUACAAUCGUCACUUGAUCAAGGGACAAACGGACAAGUACAUGCGUAAUUCCAUUAACAUGGAACUGGAUCGGCAUCUGGAUUGGCGGCCUCGCGGUUCGGAUCAACAUAGGUAUACGAAUGUCAACCAGGCAUCCUCACAUCCGGCUGUACAAGCAUUUCGGACCUGUGUUUCCUCGAAAGACAGCAGUAUGGAUGUAUACAGCAGUAUAAUCUAUACGCACAACUGGACGACAGUAGCAAACCAAUGUUGCAGUCUACUCCGCCUUUCAACAGAGUCUUGGGAAUUGCUACACGAUGCUGCGUUUGCCACAUACGUUCUUGUCGAAACUUGCGACUCGCAAUGCACCGACGUAUGCGCCUCUCAUGCCAUCAUCGGCUUCGCUGGCGUACUACGCUCCGGCGGACACGAGCACCAGAACACAAAGCCAAUGGUGCCGACAGAGCUACGACCAUCGACGGACGAUGCUUCCAGCGGUAUGCUCAAGCUUAAACGAGACGCACAGCAACGAAUAGAAGAAUUGUUGCGUGUCGGAAACGAAAAGGCACGGGCAACUCAGUACAAACCCGACCAUUACAGACUGGAAAUGAAUCUCGAAUUCAUGGUGCAGCUUUCUAUCUUUAUGGUUCAUGUGGAAGAAGGUGACUGGUGGGCAUUGUUUCAAGAUCCGGCUGAGCUUGGAGAGGCGCUUUAAGGGAUAGAUGACAAUGACGACGUCGUGAAGGAGAUGUGAGGGGAGGUCGUGUGUAGUGUCAUACAAUCAGAUAGCUUUAACUUGGGUUGAAGAGAGUAUAGGGUCUUGCCUGCUACAUAGACUUUAGCUAUUUAUCUAUUCCAAGCGUCUACGUCGU
Molecule: messenger RNA, 2275 nt
Organism: Alternaria rosae
Lineage: Eukaryota; Fungi; Ascomycota; Dothideomycetes; Pleosporales; Pleosporaceae
Product: heterokaryon incompatibility protein-domain-containing protein
Exons: 1
Coding region: 448-2118 (556 amino acids)
Source: RefSeq, a predicted model, not a curated record